Messenger RNA from Galendromus occidentalis (western predatory mite), 669 nucleotides. Its product is annotated as ATP synthase subunit d, mitochondrial. The record is from RefSeq and is a predicted model, not a curated record. Lineage: Eukaryota; Metazoa; Arthropoda; Arachnida; Mesostigmata; Phytoseiidae. The coding region runs from base 62 to 598 and encodes 178 amino acids. Gene Ontology annotation, molecular function: proton transmembrane transporter activity. The transcript is spliced from 4 exons. Gene Ontology annotation, biological process: proton motive force-driven ATP synthesis.
GGACACCGAGAACACAAGUUGACCUUCUGCGUGCAGUGGUGUCCUCGAAUUUUCGGCAAGCAUGGCUCGUCGCGUAACCCAAUCCGCCGUCAACUGGGCGAAAUUCGCUGAAUUGGUUCCCAAGGAUCAAACUUCUCAUUUCGCGGCUCUCCGCAACAAGAGCGACAACUACGUCCGAAUCGUCCAUGAGCUUCCCGAGGGUCUUCCCGCCAUCGACUUCUCUAUGUACAAGAGCAAACUGGGCAACCCCAAGCUCGCCGAGGAGUUCGAGCAGAAGUACAAGGCUGUCAAGAUUCCCUACCCGGAGGACAAACACACCCCGACGAUCCAAGCGCAGGGAGAGGAAGCGAAGAAGAGCAUCGCCGAAUGGAUCAGAGAUUCCAAUAUGCGAAUCAAAGCAUUGGAGGAGGAAAAAGCUCGGCUCGCGUCUAUGGUACCUCUCGAGCAUAUGACCAUGGAGGACUUCCAGGAACAGUUCCCGCACCUUGCCUGGAAUCCUGACAAACCGACGUUCUGGCCCCACGACCAAGAAUCUCAGCGUUUGAUUCAGGAGGGUCUCGAGCUGGCUGCUUCUGGCAAAGAGGACGAGGAUCAUUAGAAUCUUGGAUGGCGAAAUUUAGAAUUCAUAGGAAAACCGGAGGAAUAAAGAACCGGAGAUGAGAGUUCGCU